Messenger RNA from Pichia membranifaciens NRRL Y-2026, 709 nucleotides. RefSeq lists its product as hypothetical. NCBI's taxonomy places the organism in Eukaryota, Fungi, Ascomycota, Pichiomycetes, Pichiales, Pichiaceae. The record is from RefSeq and is a predicted model, not a curated record. Bases 75 to 356 code for a protein of 93 amino acids. The transcript has a single exon.
CUUCAAUCGGUAAUGACAGCGUUAUAGCAAGCGUGUAUAACGCAUCUUUUUGUACACAACAGUUUGAAGGGUGCAUGGGAGAUGAUUUAUUUGGGAACUAUUCGUUCUGGAAGUCAACCGAACUUGAGUACCCUAUCAUACAAGUAUCGAAUCUAACUGAUUUCAGUGAUGUCAUCAAAUGUGUUGAAGAACAGGGUAUACCAGAAUUUCUGCACUAUGCUGACGAAGAUACAUAUUUGCCCGACGAUGCGACACUAAUGACGAAUCUAGGGUCAUGGCAGGGGACUAGUUACAAAGCGGCUGAGCCUAGUACUAUGCAAAAUUCCAAUACACAACUUUCUAAAAGAACUAACUAGAAUCAGCAUAUUGUGUAUUCGUCACGCGGUUACCGUAUUAGCUGUAUAUUUAUUCACUCAGAUUAUGCAAUGAGUUGAUGCUACACUAUACCAUGCCAGGAAACCCAUAUAAGUCUGGAUCAGUCCGUAACACUAAUAGCUGGGCAGUAAGAUACAUGCUAGCAUACCACCACGAUUGCAGGAGCCAAGCUUGUAACUAUUUAACAAGUAAUUCCUUCAGGCCGUGUGUAUGCACUCAGAGGUAUGCCCGCUUAAGAUGUCAGAAUUUAAGGAAGAGUGAAAUAAGAAUAAAUAAGGUAUAACAAGGAGAGAAUUAUUACAGUAACGGAAACACAAUAAAUAGACAUUACAAG